Molecule: messenger RNA, 855 nt
Organism: Teleopsis dalmanni
Lineage: Eukaryota; Metazoa; Arthropoda; Insecta; Diptera; Diopsidae
Exons: 2
Coding region: 1-855 (284 amino acids)
Source: RefSeq, a predicted model, not a curated record
AUGGCCGAAUCUAAAUUAAAAGAAGCCGUAAAUCGACUAAAAAGCGCUUUUGCAGGAGGCAAAGAAAACAAGCAAUACGAAUAUAUUAAAAAGCUGUCCCCAAACACGGCUAACAAAGGAUCACUCUGGAAAGCUCAUCAAACUAUAAAAACACCUGUUGAAGCAGUGCCUCCUUUAAGAAACUCCAGCGGUAAAUGGGCUCGCAGUGAAGAUGAAAAAGCUAAUAUCGAGGCGCAAUUUGCAGUAGCUGCCAUUACGAGUGACAUCACACAGUUCAACACGGUAGUAGCAGCGAUUGAGUCAAGUGUUAUCGCCGAUGUAAGUGAUGCAGUGCUUCAUCCUCCUGAAACUGGAAGAUACGCUAAUUUAAAGGCUUGCAUCAUAGAGCGGUACAGUGAGAGCGAGCAGCGGAAGAUUCAACGGUUGUUGUCAGAAGUUGAACUUGGUGAUAGACGCCCAACACAGUUGCUAACGGAGUUGACAGCGUUAGCUAAAGACAAGGUGAGCGAUGAGUUCCUUAAGUCUCUUUGGCUGAAGCGUUUGCCACCACAAGUGCGCGCUAUUCUGCAGGCAUCGAAUGUGGCACUAGCAGAACUGGCGAAAUUAGCAGACCGUAUUUGCGAGGCGGGUGAUUUUCAACAGAUAGCUGUAGCGUCAGCCUCUGAUUGUCCAGCCUAUUCUGAGAAUGCUGUGAUUUUACGAAGGCUUGAGCAAAUCGAACAGCGUCUGAGUCGUUUGGAUUUACGUCGUAGUGAGUCGGUGCAAAGUCGAUCGUCAUCGAGGAGACGUAGGCGAACUCGUUCCCGACCAGGAAGUCCAUCCAGAUUGGUGCUGGUAUCACGAAAGGUUUGGUGA